Molecule: messenger RNA, 3126 nt
Organism: Pteropus alecto (black flying fox)
Lineage: Eukaryota; Metazoa; Chordata; Mammalia; Chiroptera; Pteropodidae
Gene: CMTM6
Product: CKLF like MARVEL transmembrane domain containing 6
Exons: 4
Coding region: 100-651 (183 amino acids)
Cellular component (GO): membrane
Source: RefSeq, a predicted model, not a curated record
GCGGAGGCCCAGGAAGUGACGGCCCCGCCUGCGGACUUUUGGAGUCGGUGAGAUCUGCACCGCCAGGUCUGUGGUCGUUGUGUUCCUGGGCCCUGGGAGAUGGAGAACGGAGCCGUAUACAGCCCUACCACGGAGGAACACCCGGCCCCUGCCAGGGGCGCCCGGAGCGGCCUCGCCGCCUACUUCUUCUUGGGCCGGCUCAAGUUGCAGCAGCGUGUGCUCAAACUCUUGCAGCUGGUGCUGUCUCUGCUGGCCUUUAUCUGUGAAGAAGUUGUAUCACAAUGCACUUUGUGUGGAGGACUUUACUUUUUUGAAUUUGUAAGUUGCAGUGCCUUUCUGCUGAGUCUCCUUAUACUGAUUGUGUACUGCACUCCAGUUUAUGACAGAGUCGAUGCCGUCAAAGUGAAGUCAUCGGAUUUUUAUAUUACUGUGGGGAUAGGACUUUUGUUUUUGUUGGCGUCCAUCAUUUUCGUUUCCACACAUGACAGGACUUCAGCUGAAUUUGCUGCAACUGUGUUUGGAUUUCUAGCAAGUAUUAUGUUCCUGUUGGACUUUCUCAUUAUGUUCUAUGAAAAACGACAGGAGUCCCAGCUGAGAAAACCUGAGCCAACCACUAAAACAGAGAACGUCACCGAGCCACUUAAUGCUUAAAGACUCUAGGGAGCAGGUGUUGUGUAAGGUAGCGACUGCGAGGUACCUGAGCCUCAGCAGAAGCUCUUGGUGCAUUUUAUGUAAUUGUUAAACCUUGCACUUCUUGGGAAGAGCAAGGGGAGGGGCAGGAAGACAGUUUUAUCAAUAUUGGACUGUGUAUCAGUCACCACAAAUUGGGUCAGAGAGUUUUUGUUUUUAUAAGAGUUGAAACCUGUAUCAGAUGAAAUUUCUUUUCUUUUUUUUUUUUGUUUAUGUUUUUGGAAGUGAGAGCAAUUGUUUUCUUUAAGCUUAAUUGGUGACAAAUUAUUCUGUCAUUGUUACUAAGCUUAGCUUUCAAAUUUUGCUUUAUAGCUGUAUAAACAGCAUGAUUAAGUUCAUUUAGAAAUUGUUUCAUUUUUAAGUUAAUUUGCUAAGCUAUAAGUUUUUUUUAUGAUUAGAUAAAAUUUAUAUUUAAAUUCUUCAAUAUUUAAAAUAUUGGUGUAGAUUUUUUCUUAAAAAAUAAUACCAACGCUUUAUCUCACUCAGCCUUAAAAUUAUGCUGUAACAUUUUAGAAUAAUAUUAACUCUUUUAUAACCUAAUAGAAAAUGUAUAGAUGUUGAUAUUUUAUAUGUAGAAAAGCAGCACCUUCAGCAACCCCAUGUUUAUACUGCACUUUGAUUGUCGAUAUCAAGUAAAAAAAAAGAUUUGUAUAUAACACAUAGAAAAAUGGAAGAAAUUGAUAUCAUGCCUAAGGACCAAAGAUAAGAAAGAUAUUCUUUUGUGCAGUACAGUGAAAUUAUAAAAGCAGGCUUCAACCACCUUCCAAGUGUCUGACAAGAUGAGUUCACACUGUGAGUUAGAAAAUGGUUCAUUCUCCUGUCGGCAUAUGAUUAUUUCUAGUGAAAUUAAGACAACUCUCCAGGUCUUCGUUAGUGUUUUCUUUGGAGCCAGUCAUCUUUUUAAAACCCCAGCCUUUGAUUUUCACCUAUUUGAGAUGCUUCACUGUCAGGCAGAGGUGGGCCUCUGGCUCUGAUUCUUUUUUGUUGGCAGUUGUCUUUCCAGAAUCUUGGACCCUUUUAAUUGCAUAGUGUGUUAGCAGGAUCUCUAGGAUCUUUGUUCCCAAAGAGGCACUGCUCUAGUUUCUCUUUGGAGGGGACCUUCUUAAGAAAGAGAAAACUAGAGAAUCCUGUCGAGGUUAAUACUAUGAUGGUAUAAGGGAGCAGUCAAACCAUUGUCAAGAGAUACUGCAUAACCAGUUCUGAUAAUUUGGAAGAAUCGUUGCUGGCAGGCUGCCUUAGAGCCAGCCAGACAAGGCACUUGGGAUAGAACCUUUCUGAUCAAGUGGUUCACAGAGUUGAUCUUUCUUGUCCUCCUCCAAGAUUUUUGACUCAGGACUGGUGUUACAGCGCUGAACCCAUGCGUCAAGUCCGUCAGGACUUUGGUGGAGGUCUCCUGGGCUAGGCGGCCAGCUUUUCCAUCAGAAAGAGUGGAAUCAUGUUUCCAAUGAGACAGCUUAAUGACCCCAUCCUUUUUUAAUGUCUCAUCUGCCUUUUGUGGCUAAUGCGGGUCUCAAAAAUUGGUCAUUAUGGCCAAACAUAGCUUCUACUCUGUCUCACUGACUCAGGACCUUAUUCAUUUGUGUCAGAGUCUGGAUGCUAGUGCGAGUGGUGAUAUCACCACUACCUGCUUGGGAGAUAAUGACACUGAUCACAGAUGCUGUUUUUACUGGAAGUGCCAUUCAGGAGAGGAGGAAGAGUCUGGGUCUUGGGUUCAAGAAUAGAAUAUCAUCUAGACCCAGCUGGGAUUCACAGCAAACCAUCUGGGCUACCUCAGCGCCUGUAGCAUGCUUUGGGUCUGGUUGAGUUGAUGGCCAUGUCUUCAGCUGGCCUCUCACAUAUAGCUUGUUGGCAUUGAGCUUAAGCUCUAGUUGUUCUGAGAUUUCACUUCCUAGUGUUUCAUUGGUGUAGAAGUGGGUCUCUUUGCUGACCACUCAGUCCUUUCCUUUUCAGAAAGAUAAUAUAUUCACUGGUAUUUUUGGUCACUCUAGAACCUUUCUUCACACUAUUUUUUAUGGAGACCCAUGACUGAUUAGCCUCCCUCUUCUAUUGUAGAAGGACUUCGGAGUAAAGAGACCAUUGUGGUAAAUAAAACGUUCAAGGAGAACCUGGGGCCAAAACUACUGUUAUGUACAGAAAAAGGCAAACUCAAUAAACUCAAAUUUAAAAUAAUUUUUGUUAACAUCUAUAGUAAAUUUAAUGUUAUAUUUUAUACAAAUAAACUGUUUAGAGUGGUUCUUAAAAAUUAUAAGGGAAACAAUACAAAAAUAUAUAAUUGCUAUACUUAAAUUAUAUUCUGUUUUGGGGACUGGGAAAUGUAUUUUUACAUUGUUUAUAGCCAAUCGUUUUUGUAUUUAUCAGUUUAAAUCCUGUGGGUCUUUUUUUAUCUCUCUCAAUGUCAAAUUUUUUAGUCUUUAAAUAAAUCCAUAUUACUGUCCA